Molecule: messenger RNA, 6055 nt
Organism: Bicyclus anynana (squinting bush brown)
Lineage: Eukaryota; Metazoa; Arthropoda; Insecta; Lepidoptera; Nymphalidae
Gene: flz
Product: serine protease filzig
Exons: 8
Coding region: 198-3470 (1090 amino acids)
Biological process (GO): proteolysis
Molecular function (GO): serine-type endopeptidase activity
Source: RefSeq, a predicted model, not a curated record
GUAGGUUCUUUACUGUGACAUCGUACGCACGUCUCUUAACGAACCAAUUAAUUGCUACUAAAAUGACGAUUUCAGUUCUGUUUAUGAAAAGAACCUAAUUAAAAAAAAAAACAAAAUGCCAAAGUGCACUUAAGAUUUUUAAGGCGCGCGUUCUUUUGUACUUUAUUUGAAUUCGCGCGGGAAUUUCGAUCGUGAAAAUGACAGUUCUGAUAUGUCAGUUGAAAAGGUACAAUAGUGAUGUGAAACAUAUGUUUUUGUUGAUAGUGUUGUUGAUGUUUUUGGACAAUCUGCCGCAGAGGUGUAAAGGGGAUGAAUAUGACAGAGAUGCAAGAAAACUAUUCGGCGGUUACAAGAUAACACCAUCAUAUUGCAAAGCCAACCGAGCAGCGAAAUACAACAGAGGCAAUACAAUAUGUAUGUUCAACCACGAAUGUGUUCAAAGAGGCGGAGAAGUAGUGGGAGCUUGCAUGGAUGGUUUCCUCUUCGGAGCGUGUUGUCAACUGCCACUGGACUCCCAAUCUCACAUCCCAAAAGGUCCAGGAGUUGUCAUGACCAGUUAUUUAGACUAUCCUGAUGCUGAAACAGAAACUGAUGAUUAUGACGGUGAACAGCUAAGCGCUUGGCACAACAGCUUUAAACCUGUCGUAACACCAGGAUAUAAGCCUUCCCACCAACCUUCGUCAUCGACAAUCAAAGCUGAGUUAGACUUGAGCACUGAAAGCCAGAACAUUAUCAACGAAGGUCUCAGUCAAAUCACUAAUACUUUACUCAGUACUCCGCCGAAAGAUAACACAUUUAUUUAUUCUAAACCUGAAGGUGUUUAUACACACAGUUCAAUCAACCAUGCAGUCGCAGAUACUAUACUGUAUCACGAAAAUGGUUCUGUAGUUAAUGAUAUAGCAAGACCUUCUGAUUUUAAUAUACAGAUAUCGUCAAUGCAAACUAAACCCACCGUACCACCGACAACUACAUCGGUGUCUUCACCUUCUAUUAUUGUAUCGACUCACAGACCUAUAUACAAACCUGUGUUCAAACCGAAACCAACAAAAUUGACAACGAAAAAACCUACAACAGAAAGUUAUGUACCAGUUUCAACAGUAACGAAAAAUACUCAAAAAAUGCCUGAGUUAACGUCUGUAGAUAGUAUAAUACAAAUGUUAAAUGGUAGCACUCCAAGUAUGAAAGAUGAUGUCAGUUCUCCUUCUUCUGUAGAUACAAUGGAAACAAAAGCUUCUCCCUCUACAGUAACACCAGUAUCAUACAGCAGUAGUUUCCCCAACUAUUACAUAUCUACAGGACAUUAUGUUACAUUAAAACCAUCUACAUACCAAAGCACGCCGGCUGUUACAAAGUAUUCAACUAAAAAACCUUUAUUAACUAAAAAACCGUAUGGAAGUAUCAAUACUACGCCAAAUAGUAUACCUCAAGAUAUACGACCUAAUAAACCAUAUUAUUCAUCGCCAAAACCGAGUCAAUCAACUAGUCAAGACAUCGACGCGUUUAAUAGAUAUCCCACAAAUCCAGAAGAUUUUGGAGAUUCGGUUACAACGUUUAGUUACGUCAGCUCUACGACAACAUUAAAACCGACUUCUACUACCAGAAAGCCACCUUCUACAAGCUAUGUUACUGGAUCUAAGCCACUAAGACGCCCAGUAACACCACCGAGUAGCUUCGUAUCCAAUUACGAUAAUGUAGAUACAUUCUCUAGUGUAACUCCAACUGUCAUUGUACUCAACGGUCUUAGCACUAAACCUGAAACUGCAUCAGAAGAGACCCAAUUUGUUGAGAUAUCUCAAGAGCCUUAUAAAAAACCAGUCAGUCAAAUCACAGUUAACAAUCAUAUAGAAUCAACAAACAACAUUUUUGUUGGUAAACCACCAACGAAAGAAAAACCGAAACCUGUGACGUCAUUCUCAAAUCCAUCGUCGCCAACAGUUGUAAUUACACCAAAACCUUCUGCAACCACACCUUUUCCAAGCAAAAUAUCCACAAGACCUCUACCAGUAUCAACAAUUGAUCCAAUUUUUGAUUCAUAUACAGACUAUCCAACUUCGACUAUAAAGACCGAAAUGCAAACGUCUUCUGACGACCUUAUAAACUUCCCACCUGUUAGAAAUCCCAUGCUUAACGCUACAGGAUCAAAUCCAAGUGUCUUUAAUACCAGCGUCGCCAUAUCUGACAACGAAUUAGAUAUUUUCCAAGAAAUAGAUUUUACAACACCAGUAUGGCACGAAGACGAUAAACUGAACGACAAAAUGAAUUUGUUCGUUAAUAAAAUUGUUGGUAGCUUACAAGGUACCUUCCAAGAGUUACACGAUAUAGUAAUUCUAGAUAAAAAACCAAACAUUACUCUACCUAAAACGACUACAGCGAAACCACCUAAAAAGACUCUACCGACGAGAAAACCUUUGACGACAACGAAGAAACCUAUUAGACUCACAACUUCAAGGAAACCACCUAAAACAACUAAGAAACCAGUAAAGCUAUCUACGUCUGCUAGACGACCUACCACCACAACCCCUAUACCAACAACAACAACCCCUACUACCACUACCAAAAAACCGAUCACAACUACAAAGAAAACAAAGCCUACAAAGAAAGUGACCACGACGACUAUAACCACUACAAUAACUGAAAUACCGGAAGAAGUAACAACUGAAGGAUAUUCUGAACCUAUUAACUACAAUGAUAAAAAUCUAUGCGGUGUCCGUCCACUGGUCAAGUCGGGAAGGAUAGUCGGUGGCAAGAACGCAAAGCCAGGCGAGUGGCCCUGGCAGGUGUUGGUCAGAGAGUCCACGUGGCUUGGACUGUUCACCAAAAACAAGUGCGGAGGCGUCCUCAUCACCAACCGAUAUGUGACCACUGCUGCUCAUUGCCAACCAGGAUUCUUGGCAUCAUUAGUAACUGUGUUCGGCGAGAACGAUAUAUCCAGUGACGUGGAGUCCCGGAGACCAGUCUCCAAGAAUGUGAGAAGAGUCAUAGUCCACAGGCAGUAUGACGCGGCCACUUUCGAAAAUGACCUCGCAUUGUUGGAACUGGACACGCCUGUACAAUUUGAUGCACAUAUAGUACCAAUCUGCAUGCCGCCUGAUGAAUCAGACUUCACCGGUCGGUUCGCGACAGUGACCGGGUGGGGAAGACUCAAGUAUGGCGGUGGAGUGCCAUCUGUACUGCAGGAGGUUCAGGUUCCUGUGAUAGAAAACAGUGCUUGUCAGGAAAUGUUCCACACGGCAGGACACGCCAAGAAAAUUCUCAACUCAUUUAUCUGUGCUGGAUAUGCGAACGGACAGAAGGACUCUUGUGAAGGUGAUAGUGGUGGUCCGCUGGUGCUCCAACGCGAUGACGGAAGGUGGCAGUUAGUGGGAACAGUGUCCCACGGCAUCAAGUGCGCCGCCCCCUACCUGCCCGGCGUGUACAUGAGGACAACCUUCUACAAGCCUUGGCUGAGAACUAUCACCGGUGUCCACUGAGUUUACAAGAGAGUGUCCAUUGCCAACGUCACUGGGACGUCACAAAGAAACGACAAAAAGCUUAUCUUUUAUACGCAGCAUUAAGCUGAAUCUGAAUGUUGCCAGUGAAAUUAGGGCAAAUGAGGCUAAUGUUUUACGUAGAUGGAAGAACAGUGUAUUCCUAGAAUGUCCUGCGAAGAAUUGCUAUGUUAUAGACAAUGGUUAUCCACUUAACAUCGGCACUAACAUUGACGUUACUUAGCCACCUAAUAAUUAACAUCAAAGAUUUUAUACUAUAGUAGAAAAUCCUUGAAUGACAUCAAAUGAAUAACAACCGAUUUUUUCGUAUUCCGUAAAGCCCAUUUUUAACAAAAUAAACUGGGAAACAUCAUCUACCUACUCUAUGAUACCAACGAAGGGUUGUCAGAGGGUCCGGAUGACAUGUUUUACCUAUAAUUUGUAUUGUGAUCAUUAUCAUCAUUAAAUAACUAGUGGAUACAAAAUUACGUGAAUUAUGAACACGUAAAUUACUAACAAAUCGCUAGUUGGUAAAUUUUGUAUAUGUUCACUAACAUACGUCAAAUUUAGUGAAUUGGCAUGCAGUUGACCCAUCUGCUUGUCUUGUUAACUAAAAAAAGUGACGUCUCAGUGACGAUAUUAUGUCCAUUGUUCGACACAUACAUACGGCAAAGAUUAUGGGAUAAUGAUAUAAUAAUAAACAAAACAGACAAGGCGAUCAGCUCAGAGCGAUUGCGAUAGCACAGCAUGAACUCGAUUUUUUGGAAUACUAUAAUUGACUUGUUUGUAAACGUUAAUCUUUUUCUGUUUAUUUUAUUUACCUAUUUAUCAUACAAUUUUCUAUUUUCUAUCGAAUAUGUACUAGCUUUCUGUAUAAAAUAAAAAUAAAAUGUUAACAAAGUAAUAAACUUCAAAAUUUUAUGUAAGUAUUUCAUAAGUAAUAUUUUAAUAUUACCUACGAAAUGAAACUCAAGAAAUAUUUUCUUGUGUAAAUUAAAAAUAAAAAAUAUUUUUCAGAAAAAAAAAUUAGGUGCGAAUAUUCGGAAUAAAUAUUAGGUUCUAUUAAUAUCCCACCAUCCACAUUAUUAUAUUUUUUCGUAUAAUAAUUAAUUGUUUAUCGACAUUUGUAAAACAAUAUGCGAAAUAUCUACCUUAAGAUAAUUUUAAAAUCAAUAUACAAUAUCAUACAAGAAAAAAGUAAUUAAGACCUGCUCUCUGCCAGUAAAACUAUAAUAAUAAUUAUUAAUAAUAUUAUUUAUCAUCCGUGUAAUUUAAUUGUAUGAAAACAUUUUGGCAUUAUUUAGGAGUAGUUCUUUGUGAGAGUUCUUAUGGGAUAGUAUUACGUUGUAGUUAUUUCCGCAGCCAAGUAAAUGAGUUUUAGUUUUGAUAAUAAUGUUGCUGAAGCACUUGAAGCUUUAUAUCCAAGACUUGGGUCAGAUCUUAUCGAAGUCUUUGGAAAUCGAAAAAGUCUCAAUUAAUAAUUUUACUAGCUAUAAAAUUAUUACUACUACUAGACAUACCUAGGCCUUAUACAAUAGAAUAGAACUUAAUUUACCACAAUGGGGAUGAUGACUAGGUUUGAAUAUAUUGAUUUUUAUGAUACAUUCGGGUAAAUAAGGUCAAUGUUAACUGAGUUAUACAUAAAAAGCAAAGAUUGUCUGGAUAUUUGCAAAAUAAAUAAGAUUAUAAAAUUUCAAAAUCUAUAAAUUUUUUUUAUCGUAAUUAGAUGAAUAUUCAUACAGUUUUAGCUUCCUUACAUUAAAUGUGACGUUUUUCAAUAAAUGAACUAUAAUCAUAAACGCACAAAUAACAAAAUAUUGGUAAUUUUGUUUAAACGCCCUAUACAAAAAUAACGAUCAGCGAGCCAACGACGUCACUAAAUCGUACCAUUUUGUAUGGAGCGUUUUCCAGGGAUCCGCGGCAGCGCCGCAAAUCUGACCCUUUAAAUCCCUGUAGCUCCGAAAGUAAUGAUCGCAGAUACCCCGUUACUUUUACAAACUUGCUUUGCUAUUAGUAUACUCUUAAUUUAUAUACAAUUUAAAAAACUGUCAUCAUCCCUAUUCUCCAGUGCAGUUGGACGGAUAUAAAGAAUAACGUAUGACUCUAUAGCAAUAUUGGCACUUCGUAAAAUUAUUUAAGUAGCAUUGCCGCUAAAAUCGUAACAUGUAAUUUUUAUUGCUACGAAAUAGUAAUAAUAUUUACAAUAUUUUAUUAAAAUAUAAGUGUCAAACUUUAUAAAUAUUGUAAAUUAUAAUUUAUAAAUAUUGUACAUUGGAAUGCAUUUAUUUAUUAAAAAGUAUUAAAUUAAAAUAGUUUGUAGUUACAUUUUAAGUUGUUAUUUAUUUCUAUUUUAGCAUGAAUUUAAAUAAACAGAGUGUUUAAAAAUAAAAAUGAACUCGAGUUCCAAUAAUAUUAAAUGAGUUAAGGCACUUGUUUUUGCUCAACUAUCUAAAUUUUUACCAAUAUUAUUUAUUGCAUAGGUAAUGAUUGCAAUAUUAAAUUACUAUAAUAAUAUUAGGUAAAAGCUCAAUUCAUAAGUAGAGAAUAUUGUAAAAAUAAAUGACUGUUAUGCAUUUAAUAAAUAUUUA